Molecule: messenger RNA, 2372 nt
Organism: Lolium rigidum
Lineage: Eukaryota; Viridiplantae; Streptophyta; Magnoliopsida; Poales; Poaceae
Product: disease resistance protein RGA4-like
Exons: 3
Coding region: 7-2310 (767 amino acids)
Biological process (GO): defense response to other organism
Molecular function (GO): ADP binding
Source: RefSeq, a predicted model, not a curated record
GACUGGAUGACAAAUCAUCCCCUUGUUGGACGCGAGCGAGAAAUGAAUGCACUUCGCAGCUAUAAAGCUGGGGCACGUUUCAGCAACUCCCAAGUUAUAUCCGUUUGGGGGAUAGCUGGCAUUGGGAAAUCAGCUCUUGUUAGAACCGUAUACUAUGACAGCAUGCUUAACAGCAAUCAAUUUAACAAGUACAGAUGGGUGGACGUAUCGCAUCCACUCAAUUUAUGGGAUUUCUCACGAAGCUUAAUUCAGCAUCAUUCAGAAAGUGAUCCCAUUGAAGCGUGUCGUGAGCUUCUGAGCCAAUACCAAUGUCUCAUUGUCAUUGAUGAUCUCCAGUCUAGAGAAGAAUGGGACUUAAUACAGGCUACUUUUUUACCUAGACAUUCUGCAAGUGUUAUCAUUGUCAUUACAACUAAAGCCGGUGUCGCCGCAUAUUGCAAUAACAGCGAAAAGCAAGUCUUCAAUGUCAAAGGACUAGAAGAUGCUGCGGCCAUGGAUCUCUUAAGAAAAGAGGUACACAGAAAGAAUCCAUGGACACCUUUAAAUGAUUACCAAAAUGAGGAUCUAGAAGAAGUUAUUUUGAAGUGUGGAGGUAUUCCUGAAGUGAUAGUUUGUAUAGCAGACCUAUUGGCCACAGAGACGGUAACACUGAUGGAUACUGUAAACUCAUUGAAUCAUAAAUUUAUGUACCACCUGGAGACCAAUACGGAUUUUGAAAGCCAGGGUAGCCUAUUUGAUUGGAUGCAUUCAUACUUCAAUAGUUGUUCCAUUUCACUCAAGGCAUGUAUUUUCUACCUAUCAAUUUUUCCUCGAGAUUACCACAUUCGGGGGAGGCGACUAGUAUGGAGGUGGAUUGCAGAAGGUUACACUAGAGAGAGCAGCGAAGAAUCAGCGGUGCGGAAAGGGGAGAAGUUCUUCUCCGACCUUCUUAGUAUGAGCAUAAUCCAUCAGAAACCAGGGUUAGUCGCCACUGCAUGCAAUGACACAAGAUUGGCUUCGUGCCUGGUCAAUGGAUUUUUCUACGAGUACAUUGUAUCACGGAGAAAGGAGGAUAACCAUGCAUUUGUACUCGGGCCCAAUGAUAUUCUCACCACCGAAGACAUAGGGCAGCACCUUGUCAUAUUAAGCAGUUGGGAAAGAGAUAGAAUUGGGUUUGAGAGCAUAGACUUCUCGUGGCUGAGGUCACUAACAGUGUUCGGAAAUUGGGACUCAUUCUUCAUCUCUACAAGUAUGAUGAUGCUUCUGGUGCUGGAUUUGGAGGAUGCAUUGGGUGUUAAGGAUGAUGAUCUUGAGAAGAUAGUAAAGGUACUGCGUGGCCUGAAGUUUCUCUCUUUACGAGGAUGUAGUGAGAUCUUCCAUCUGCCAAGUUCACUAGGUGAUCUCAGUCAGCUCCAGACAUUGGAUGUGAGACACACCUCCAUUGUCACACUGCCAGAAAGCAUCACCAAACUACAGAAGAUUCAGUAUAUCCGUGCCAGCACCAAGAUCUCUACAUCAACGCCACAGGCCUCAUCUAGAAGGUUGCUACAGUUGCGUAGAGGUCCUAGCCUAGUUGGUGUUAAGGUGCCAAGAUGGAUUGGUAAACUGUCCGCACUGCACACGCUCGGUGUUGUUAAUGUUGUUGCUUCAGGAGGGAGGGCCAUUGCAGAAGAUAUCAAGAAGCUGACCCAAUUGCGUAAGCUCGGCGUAUCUGGCAUCAACAAGCAUAACUGCAAGAAGUUCUUCUUUGCAAUCUCAUGUCUUGUGCAUUUGGAAUCCUUGCUAGUACAGUUCGAUGAGGACAGUCAAAGUUGCUUGGAUAAUAUCUCCCUGCCUUGGGAGAAACUACAGAGUCUUACUCUCCAUGGGAUCCAAAACAAGUUACCACUAGGAAACUAUCUUAAUAAGCUCAGGAAGUUGGAUCUGGAGAUGGACAAUUUACAGGAAAUUGAAAUGCAGUACCUUGGCAAACUACCGGAACUAAGUAUUCUACGCCUUCAAGUCAAACAGCUCGAGGAUGGUAAGCUCCUUUUUCUUAGCAGGAUGGAGGGUUUAGAGUUAAGCAUAUUCAUAAAGGUGAAGAUCCUCGAGAUCACAUGCAGGUCCAGUAGGUUACAUGUAAUCUUUGAAUAUAAAUCAAUGAAUAAUGUUGAGCUGCUCAAGAUUGACUGCUCCAAUGCGGCAUAUCAGCUCACCGGCCUGCAUAAUCUAUAUGAACUCAAGGAAGUCACGCUUAAGGGUACUGCUGAUGAAGCAAUCAAGACAAGCCUGCAGUACCAGCUUGCCAACCAUCCAAAUGAGCCUACUGUGAAUCUCUCAGGACUACCAUGAUCGUGCUGAAGGAUAGACGAGACCUCUCCAAUGAUUCUUCACGUGGAUAGUCCGAGUCCGAG